Cricetulus griseus (Chinese hamster) is the source of this 777-nucleotide messenger RNA. Lineage: Eukaryota; Metazoa; Chordata; Mammalia; Rodentia; Cricetidae. The record is from RefSeq and is a predicted model, not a curated record.
AUGGCACCAUUCUUCUGCUCCUCCUUAAAAAGGCAGUUGCCUUGCUUCUGGAACAGAGCUGGGAGCAACUCCAGAGCCUCCUUCAAGAUGCUGGUGAUCCUGCUCACAGUGGCCUUGCUGGCCCUGAGCUCUGCUCAGAGACAAGGAGAAGGUUUUCAGAGCCUAAACCAGAUCCUCAGUCAGAUACCUCCUCCUCAAGGAUUGCCCCAAAGAUCAGGACCACUAAAAGGAGGAAACCAACAGCAAGGUGGCCCUGCUCAGCCUGGAAACCAGCAAGGCCCACUGACACAGGGAGGCCCACAGCAGAGCCAAGGUCCUCAGCCUGGAAACCAGCAAGCCCCACCCUCACAGGGAGGCCCACAGCAGAGCCAAGGUCCUCAGCCUGGAAACCAGCAAGCCCCACCCUCACAGGGAGGCCCACAGCAGAGCCAAGGUCCUCAGCCUGGAAACCAGCAAGCCCCACCCUCACAGGGAGGCCCACAACAGAGCCAAAGUCCUCAGCCUGGAAACCAGCAAAGCCCACUACCACAGGGAGGCCCACAGCAGAGCCAAGGUCCUCAGCCUGGAAACCAGCAAGUCCCACCCACACAGGGAGGCCCACAGCAGAGCCAAGGUCCUCAGCCUGGAAACCAGCAAGGCCCACUUCCACAGGGUGGCCCUCAACAGAGCCAAGGUCCUCAGCCUGGAAACCAGCAAGGCCCCUCCCCACAGGGAGGCCUACAGCAGAGCCAAGGCCCUCAGCCUGGGAACCAGCAAGGGCCACCACAAUCUUUCUAA